GCAUGAAGGCAGGCGAGGACGCCAGAGGAGCGCGCAGCGAGAAGCCGAAGAAGUUAGGUCUCUGCGUCCUCUGCGGACUGCCCGCAGCAGGAAAGUCGACCUUCGCGCGUGCCCUCAGCCACCGUCUACGGCAGGAGAGUAGCUGGGCCGUGGGCGUCGUCGCCUAUGAUGACGUCAUGCCAGACGCGUUCCUAGAGGAGCCAUCCCAGUGGAAAUCGCUUCGCCAGGAACUGUUGCAGUACCUUGAAUACUUCUUUCUGGCCGUCAUUAACGGGUGUCAGAUGUCUGCCCCACCCAGGAGGACUGAAGCCAUGUGGGAGGAUUUUCUAACCUGUUUGAAGGAUCAAGAUCUGAUAUCUCCUUCAGCACUUGAGGCCCAGUCUCACUAUCUCUUAACGAAGACUGCUGUUUCUAGACCUCUGCUUUUGAUUUUAGAUGACAACUUUUAUUAUCAAAAUUCAUUAGGCUUUUGCCAGCUCUUUUUAGAGUGUUCUCUCGAGACCUGUCUACAGAGGAAUGGCCAGAGACCACUUCCAGUGCCUGCCGAGACCAUCCACCUGAUGGGAAGCAAGAUAGAAAAGCCCAACCCUGAGAAAAAUGCUUGGGAACACAACAGCCUCACAAUUCAGAGCCCAGCGUGUGCUUCAGAGGCCAGACUGAAAUUGACUGAUUUACUGCUUACUGCUUUGGAAAAUCCAGUAAAAUACGUGGAGGAGGAUGUGGAACAAAAGGAAACAGACAGAAUUAUUUGUUCAACUAACAUUCUUCAUCAAGCUGAUCAGACUCUCCGAAGAAUUGUCUCUCAGACAAUGAAGGAAGCAAAAGGUGAACAGGUGUUUCCGUACAACUUGAAACUUCUAGCCGAAGAACUUAACAAGCUCAAAGCAGAGUUUUUGGAAGACCUAAGACAAGGAAACAAAAAAUACCUGUGCUUUCAACGAACCAUGGACUUAUCAGAUGUUAUUUCUUUUUUUCAUUAUGAGAAAGAUAACAUUGUACGGAAGUAUUUUUCAAAGCAGCAUUAAAACUUGAUUUCCAAUCAAAGCCAUUUUGGUUACGAUUUUGCAAACUAAUUUAAACAAUUCUGUAUU
Messenger RNA from Lipotes vexillifer (Yangtze River dolphin), 1091 nucleotides. It is a transcript of the gene PSTK, whose product is annotated as phosphoseryl-tRNA kinase. The coding region runs from base 3 to 1025 and encodes 340 amino acids. The record is from RefSeq and is a predicted model, not a curated record. Lineage: Eukaryota; Metazoa; Chordata; Mammalia; Artiodactyla; Lipotidae. Gene Ontology annotation, molecular function: kinase activity; tRNA binding. The transcript has 6 exons.